Molecule: messenger RNA, 1178 nt
Organism: Tigriopus californicus
Lineage: Eukaryota; Metazoa; Arthropoda; Copepoda; Harpacticoida; Harpacticidae
Gene: Pp4-19C
Product: serine/threonine-protein phosphatase 4 catalytic subunit
Exons: 5
Coding region: 103-1029 (308 amino acids)
Biological process (GO): peptidyl-serine dephosphorylation; double-strand break repair via homologous recombination
Cellular component (GO): nucleus; cytoplasm
Molecular function (GO): protein serine/threonine phosphatase activity
Source: RefSeq, a predicted model, not a curated record
CCGAAAUUGUGUUAGGAAUCUCUCUUGGCCAUCGAAACAUCGACCUCACUUUUGUCGCCCUUGUCUGGAUUCUUGAGCGAGGAUAACCCGGCGGGCCUCAUUAUGACUUCGGACACGUCGGAUCUGGACCGUCAAAUCGAACAGCUGCGGCGCUGCGAAAUCAUCAAAGAGUGCGAGGUCAAGGCCUUGUGCUCAAAGGCCAGGGAGAUCCUCGUCGAGGAGUCCAACGUCCAGCGCGUCGAUUCACCCGUCACAGUAUGCGGCGAUAUUCACGGACAGUUUUACGACCUCAAGGAGUUGUUCAAAGUGGGCGGUAAUGUGCCCGACACCAAUUACCUUUUCAUGGGCGAUUUUGUCGACCGGGGCUUUUAUUCCGUCGAAACGUUUCUCCUCCUUUUAGCAUUAAAGGUGCGAUAUCCCGACCGCAUCACCCUUAUUCGCGGUAAUCAUGAAUCCCGUCAAAUUACGCAGGUCUACGGAUUCUACGAUGAAUGCUUGCGCAAGUACGGCACCAUCACCGUAUGGCGCUAUUGCACGGAAAUUUUCGACUAUCUCAGCCUUUCGGCUAUCAUAGAUGGCAAGAUUUUCUGCGUCCACGGGGGACUUUCACCAAGCAUUCAGAGUUUGGACCAAAUCCGCACCAUUGAUCGUAAGCAGGAAGUGCCCCACGACGGUCCCAUGUGCGAUCUACUUUGGUCCGAUCCCGAGGACACUCAAGGGUGGGGCGUGAGUCCGCGAGGAGCCGGGUAUCUCUUCGGCUCGGACGUCGUGGCUCAAUUUAACCAGGCUAAUGAUAUUGAGAUGAUAUGUCGCGCUCACCAGUUGGUGAUGGAAGGCUAUAAGUGGCAUUUUAACGCCACCGUCUUGACCGUUUGGUCGGCGCCAAAUUACUGCUAUCGGUGUGGCAACGUGGCCGCUAUUCUGGAAUUGGACGAAGAGCUCUGUCGCGGAUUUACGAUAUUUGAGGCCGCACCUCAAGAGAGCCGCGGGAUUCCGUGUAAGAAGCCUCAGGCAGACUACUUCCUGUGAUUUUUUCCGGAUCUCGCGGCCAUAAUAUACCAACUUUGUUCUGGAUCUCCUUCAAUUCAUCCUCGUGUUCUGAAGGAUACAUCAUUGUGAACGCUUCCCAUGAAAUGCCCAUUUCAUAUAUCCUGACGAAUAAAUUGUACUGUCUCGUA